AUUUUUCUUUCCAGACGGCUAGAGUUGAACACAAAAACAAACUUGAACCAGGUGGGCCGUCGGUCAACUCUUGCGCUAAUGUCCUCGUCUGAUGUGAAGGAACUGGAGGCUUAAGAGUGGAGAGAUCUGAGCUGUCUUAUUUUUCCAUUGUUGGAAAAAAAAGGGAAGGGCUCUGCCAAGAAAGGAAAAAAAAAACGACCAUUUGGAAAUUAAGUUAUGCGUCAGUUAGUGCGCACUUUACGCACAGGGCGCACCAAGAAACUUUAAGAUGUUGGAUCAGCUCGCCUUUAUUGUUGCUCGCGUGUCAGGCUUCAUUUCCUUUGUUUGUGUCAGUUCCUCAGAACUCACUGUGACCAUGUGUCGUGGCUAAAAAAAAACUUUAAAGCGCACGCAGAACCUGAGGAGGUAAGCAGUGAGCCAUCAUGGGGGCCAAACAGAGCAGCCCGGUAUUUGAUGGCAGAACUCGAGCUUAUUCCAGCUCCGAUCUCCCAUCUGGAAACUCCAGCGGAGGGGAGAGGGUUGCGGGGUUCAGGUACACCAACGGACCCGAUGGCCCCCGGAUCAGGUACACGGGUGGAGGGCCGACCAGCUCCGGGCUCAGUAUACCAGCCGGCGGCAGGUCCGGGUCACACGUACUCAAUCAGAGCCUGGAUGGCACGGAUGGUGACGAGGGCGAGCUGCCUCCUGAGGGCCACAGGCUGCUGAUUGGGUCCCUGCCGGCCCACCUGUCGCCUCACCUGCUGGGAGGCCUCCACUGUCCUCUUUGCUCCAAGUUUAUGGCAUCGGAUGAAAUAGAGAAGCACCUGCUCAAGUGUUUCAGCAAAAUGCGCCUCACCUACAACAAGGACAUCCUGUCCAGAGACUCGGGGGAAUGUGCCAUCUGUUUAGAGGAGCUGGAGCAGGGAGACACCAUCGCCAGGCUGCCCUGCCUCUGCAUCUACCAUAAAGGGUGUAUAGACGAGUGGUUUGAAGUGAAUCGCUCGUGUCCGGAGCACCCCGCGGACUAGGAGCUGCAAGAGUACAGUUUUGGUCUACUGUACCUGAACCUCAUCCCAACACUGUCUGUUCCAGCAGAGCGUCAGUGCUCCUCAGGGAUUGUAAAACAUUAUUGUGUACAGGAUUUUUUCACAUUGCCUCAUGGAAUAUUGAUGUGCUGUGGAUAUGUUUCUCUAGACGUCGGGGGAUGUUCAAAGAACCACUGGUGGAGUCAUUUUGUCUCUGGAAAAAUGUAUGUGAAACUUCUUUAUGCCACCUGCUGGCCUAAAGUGGGUUUGUGCAACCUGGAAUCUGAUCCGAACUGUUUUGCUGAGCAGGGUGUGGUUUCCCAGCCGAGGACUUGUAUAACCCACACGGUGGGACACCAACCUCUCUUCUCAGCAGAGAUUUAAGUGCAGAAAACUGAAGGCUGAUGUUGUGAAAUGUAAAAACAGCCAUACAAAAUUAUAUCAGCUUUAAGGGAUGAUUACAGUGUUGAUGGUAGUUAGGAAAAUAGAUCUUACUUUUGUUGCGAAAUUGGCUAUCGUUGUUGUUGUUAAACAAUCAUGUGUCCUAGACCAAACAGUCUAAUGUGAAAUAGUCUGACUUUGUUAAUCACCUGGCCAUCCAGAACCACAGUAAUGUGAUUGUGUAGUUUAGUGUUGGAGUUAAAGAUAGGCUCAGACAUAUCUGAUGAUGAUUAAUGCUCUCUCUGAGGAGUGCCAUAAUAUGCUGCUAUGUCAUAGACUGGAAAAGUUUCCUAUAACCUUUGAACCUUUGUUCAUUGUACGUUCUGUUUGUACUGUAAUGAAUUGCACAACAAUAAAUGUUUUGUCUUGUCUCUUAACUGCA
Acanthopagrus latus (yellowfin seabream) is the source of this 1827-nucleotide messenger RNA. RefSeq names its product E3 ubiquitin-protein ligase znrf2-like. The coding region runs from base 423 to 1007 and encodes 194 amino acids. Lineage: Eukaryota; Metazoa; Chordata; Actinopteri; Spariformes; Sparidae. The record is from RefSeq and is a predicted model, not a curated record. The transcript has 4 exons.